This is a messenger RNA of Homarus americanus (American lobster), 1203 nucleotides long. Its product is annotated as far upstream element-binding protein 2-like. Gene Ontology annotation, molecular function: mRNA binding. The transcript has 4 exons. Gene Ontology annotation, cellular component: cytoplasm; nucleus. Gene Ontology annotation, biological process: regulation of gene expression. NCBI's taxonomy places the organism in Eukaryota, Metazoa, Arthropoda, Malacostraca, Decapoda, Nephropidae. The record is from RefSeq and is a predicted model, not a curated record. Bases 1 to 1203 code for a protein of 400 amino acids.
AUGAUGAGGGUUCAGGGUAUACCCUAUAUUAAAGUGAAACUCUUGGGCUCUCAGUAUUCCUUCAGUCGAGGCUACAGGGUUCAAGGUGUUCCCUAUCAAGGUAUGACUCCAAAGGCAGUGGGUUGGUUGCACACAGAGACUUGUGGUUCCAUCCGAGGUGGAGAGUAUGGAGGCCGUCCCACACCUUACUGGACUAAGGGGUCCAAGGACCAGCCCCUACGGGUUGUAGGGCUAGAUAAAGGCCUUGUGCAAGAUGCCGCGGAUCACAUAAAAGCCCUGGUUCAAAAGGCUGUGACCACGACAGUGACCAUCAAAGCUCCUAACAACAUGUUAGGGGUUGUGGUAGGCCCAGGUGGCUCUACCAUAAAAGAGAUCCAGGAAAAGUACAAAGUACGGGUCUUUGUGCCUCAGAAGGGGUCCAAGGACCAGCCCCUACGGGUUGAAGGGCUAGAUAAAGGCCUCGUCCACGACGCCGCGGAUCACAUAAAAGCCCUGGUUCAAAAGGCUGUGACCACGACAGUGACCAUCACUGCUCCUAUCAACAUGUUAGGGGUUGUGGUAGGCCCAGGUGGCUCUACCAUAAAAGAGAUCCAGGAAAAGUACAAAGUACGGGUCUUUGUUCCUCAGAAGGGGUCCAAGGACCAGCCCCUACGGGUUGUAGGGCUAGAUAAAGGCCUCGUCCACGAUGCCGCGGAUCACAUAAAAGCCCUGGUUCAAAAGGCUGUGACCACGACAGUGACCAUCACUGCUCCUAACAACAUGUUAGGGGUUGUGGUAGGCCCAGGUGGCUCUACCAUAAAAGAGAUCCAGGAAAAGUACAAAGUAAGGGUCUUUGUUCCUCACAAGGGGUCCAAGGACCAGCCCCUACGGGUUGUAGGGCCAGAUAAAGGCCUGGUGCAGGAUGCCGCGGAUCAUAUAGAGUCCUUGAUGGCCUAUGAAAAGGAAAGGCGGCGUCUCAGUACGCCAGUGUCACAAACAGUGUUCAUCCCUAAGGCCCAUCACGGCCUAAUAAUUGGCAGACAGGGUCAAAAUAUACGGUACCUAUCACUAACCCGUAGAAUAACCAUCGUUCUGCCCCCCAAAAAUGUUAUAAGCGAUGAGGUCACUGUGACCGGUCUCCCUGACCAGGUGGACCAAGGUGUAAGAGACCUGGUUAACCUGGUCAAAAGCUCCACCCACAUUUGUUACAACUCUGACUUCUGA